GUAGUCACUGGCGCGCGGCCUCUGUCUCUGCACUUGUCAAGGGGGUUCAUGCCGACGCUGGCCCUUCGUGUGUGUCUUUAUGUGUGACUAAUUCAGCGGCAUUUUAAGAAAGGGCUUCGGACGAUGACGUGGAGGGGGUGGGCGUGGUGAGCGAAGGAAGGAAGGAGAGCCCGAGAGAGACCAUCAACACCAACCAAGGUGGUAUCGACCGAGUGCUUGGAGAACCCUACUCGAGGGCCUAUGUGUGCCUGAAUCUCUCAUUUUAAGCACUCUGUCGUAAUUCCGGAUAAGCAGCGACCGGACUCACUGGACUAGCCGACCGGGAACCGCCUCUGUGGCCACAAGACAAGAUGGAGUCCGUUCGGAACGACAAUUACCAGGGCUACAGCAUGGAGCAACAGCAGCAGCAGCAGCAGCAGCAAGGGCAGUUCUACAUAGACCCUGCACAGCAGCAAGGGGGCAUGAGGGUUGGCGCUGCCCCCCCUGUCGUCGGGGGUGCUUCGAGGCCCUACGUGGACCCUGAAGCCCAUGGCGAGGUUGACCCCACUGCCUACCCAGAGCCGAAGGAAUCGACCCACAAAAUCCGCGGCCGCUCCGACCUCAUCGACAUGUUCUGCAACAAUGUCAACCAGGAGCUCCUCUUCGCCAAGACGUUCUACUUCUUCUUCUUCUCCGCCUUCGGUUCGCUCUUCCCGCUCAUGGCCGUUUACUUCAAGCAAAUGGGCAUGAACCCGCUCCAGACUGGCUUCCUCAUCGGCAUCCGGCCCUUCGUCGAGUUCAUCGCGGCUCCGUUCUGGGGAUCCAUCGCCGACAGGUUCCAGAGAGGAAAGCUGAUGUUGCUGUGCUCUGUCAGUGCAUGGAUUGUAUUCACACUUGCCAUAGGUUUCGUCCAGCCUCCAGCAACAUCCUGUGUAGUUUUCAAUGGUACCCAUCAUAUCCUUAAAGAAGCCUAUUCCAAUUUGAACUUCAAAGAAUUCAAAGGAACAGAAGACUGGCUCUCUCCUCCCUUCUCCAGCAUCGUCUACAGAUCGACUGACGUACAAAAGGUGUUCUUCCUACUCCUCUUGGUCGUCAUCCUAGGGGAGUUCUUCAGCUGCCCCGCCAUCACCCUCGCCGACUCCGCGGUGCUGACAUACUUAGGAGACGAGGCAGAUCACUAUGGACGGCAGAGAAUGUUUGGAUCCUUGGGUUGGGGUCUGGCUAUGUUCUUUGUGGGUAUUGCCCUUGACCACUCCACUGCCUUCCCUGGGCACCCCUGUGGACCACACGAGAAAGAACGGAAUUACACCAUAUGCUUUGCCGUGUUCAGUGUUCUAAUGGGUUGUGCACUGAUAACAGCUUCACAGUUUAAGUUCUAUUACUCGGAAGCAUCCAACGACAUGACGUUGGAGGAGGUGAAGGAACCGGUGGACAAUGGACCACGACCUUGGAAUGAGCCCAAGAUACCCAUGCAAGAGCAGAAAUCGCAGAGGCAGAAGAUUGAUGAAGCUAUUGGAACAAUCAAGACCAAGAUAUUUGCUCAGACAAUGAAGGAAAUGCCUGAAUGGUUUGUUGUUCUGCGAGAAUUUAAAAACCUCCGCUGUGGCGCCUUCCUCUUCGUGGCUUGGUGGAUGGGCUUCGGCAUUGGGCUGAUCUUUGCCUUCCUCUUCUGGCACUUGCAGGACUAUGGUGGCACCCCAACUGUGUUUGGUAUUGCUAGCAUUAUCAACCACAUAUCAGAAAUCUUUGCGUACUUCUUCAGCUUCCGACUCAUCUCACAGAUUGGGCACGUAAAGGUGUUGUGCAUUGGCUUAACAGGCAAUGUGGUUCGCUUCUUGUACAUUUCUUGGAUCAAAAAUCCAUGGUGGGUCCUGCCAUUCGAAUUUAUUCAAGGUAUUACUCAUGCUGCUGUAUGGGCUGCCUGCUGCUCCUAUAUUGCACACAACACACCACCUCAUCUCCGAGCUUCUUCACAAGGAGUACUGCAGGGCAUCCAUCAUGGCUUUGGCAGAGGAUGUGGAGCUAUCAUUGGAGGAAUAUUUGUCAGUUACUUUGGCACUGCUGUUGUGUUCCGGUCAUAUGGUGUGGUGUCCUUGAUUGUCUUGGGACUUUUCAUCUUCAUCAACUUCUACCGCAAGGAUAUUGGCUUCCAGCCUGAUCUGCCUCCAGAGGAAGAUCCAAGGCAGAUGGCAGAAGAAGGGACAGCCCUUGCUCCCCAUGGUGUACCAGCCAAUCCGAUGCCAAGGGCAUUAAGUUCACAAAAGUUGAAUGAAGGAGCACCAGAUGCUGGUUAUGGGACUUACAAUGCUACCAAUGGAAUGCUUGACAUACCAGGUGGUGGAGGUGCUAGCACAAAUCCAUUCAUGCAAGGAGGUGGAGGUGAGGGUGGCGGUGGUGGCUAUAACUACAGCACCAAGCCCGUUCCUCCAGUGUUCUCUGAGACCAAUCCCUUCAGGAAUUACUUUGCACCCACCAGCCCCUUCCAGAAGAAAGAUUCGCCAGUCACUUCUCCUGAUCUCAGUCCAGAUUAUGAAAGCAUCAAACAAAGAUUCCAAGCAUACAAUGAUUUGCUGAACGGAAGUAAUACUGGCAAAGGAGACACUAAGAUGUUCAAGGCUGCUCCUGCCAUAACCUCACCUCACAAGCCACAACCCGAGGCAACUGCUCACGAUUAUGAAUGGUAGAAUCUCAGCUGUCAAGUGAACAUUUUGCAAUACUAUUACUAUGAAAUGAGAAGUUUGUUUUUCAGUUGAAUGGAAUUGAACGGUGUUUUUUAUGGUGCCAUCUGCAAAGGAGAAAAAAAAAAAAAAUAAGUACCAGAACUUUUUCAUUUUCUGUCAUAUAAAACAAGGAUACAUGAAAAGAGGAAAAUCAAAUGGAUGAAUAACGUAUACUUGCUUUGUGAUUAUUUAUGAAAAAACUGAUUUCAGUGUAGGAUACUGUCAUACUCAACAAUGCUGAGAACAGUUUAACUGCUUUAGUAUCAUUUUAACUGAAAAUUGAAUAUGUAUUUGUAGUGUCAUAGGAAAGAUAUUUGGAAUGCUGCCUACUUCAUUUUUUUAGUCUCAUAAGAGAUUAAACUGUAAUAUUUUGGCUGAAUGAGUAAGUUGUAGGCUGUGAUUGACUAAUUUAUUGAUGGAAUUCUACUUAACAGUGCUUCAGUGCAAAUAAGGAAACACUAUAAAUUCCAAAAUUAUUCAAAUAUUCUUGUCUAAGAUGUUAUUAUCAUUUAAGGAAAGGUAGCACUGCCUUCCGUCUAUGCAUAUCAAUUGCGGUGUUGCGCAUUUUGAUAUGGCACAACAUUUUUGCUAAUAAUUUCUCAGGAAACUCAAAGUUGAUAAUUAUUGUUUUGAUGCUUGUCAUGGUUUUACUUUUGACUGGCAACAAAAUUUAUUUUGUAAGUAUUUUCCCAUUUCAUUGAAAUAUUUAUGAAAAUUAUAAAAUGGAAUCUGAAAUGUAUAAUAAAAGUGCAAGGCAUGUGGUAAUAAACAAUCAAAGAAAAGCAGCUUCACUUUUCACACUACAGAUGUUGUGAAUGAAAUUAAAGAGGACAAUGAAUUGUGUAAAUUUGGUAUGUAGUACAGUAUUAAUAUACACAUACAGUGUAUAUACACAAAAUGUAGAGUAUAUAUAUAUAUGGUUGUAUUAUAUUCUCCUAGUAUUGUGUUGAAAGUGCAAAUCUCUUCACAAACUGCUAUUAUAUAAUUCCCUCUGCUUAACUCAGCUGUGAGUUUCCUCAACUACUGAAUGAUACUUUGAGAUUCCAUCUAACAGGUUUUCAUUCUUUUAUACAUAUCUGUGAAUCACUGAAUUUUGAAAGGCUGUUCACAGUUAGUAACAAAUGAUAGCUUCCACAACUGAAAUCUUUAGACCCAUUGUAUUCAUUUGGUAUUGUAUGUAUUGUAAAAUAUUUCUAACAUUAGAGUAUAUUGCUUUAUUAUAGGGCAUAUAUAUAUAUAGCAGACCAAAUAGUUUUAUAACAAUCGUUACAGAAGCCACCCAUCAAUUGAAACAUUUUUUUUUAUUUUUUUUAUAUUAUUCAACUUCCUUAGCUGGUAAAACUGCCUUCAUGCACGAUGAGCCAUUGAGUCAUCAUUGUGUUACAGAGUAUCAUCAGAAUUGCGGAUUCAUGUCCAUUGUGUAAUCACAGGCAUUGUUGUUGUAGCAGAACCACCCACAAAGUGCAGUCUGAUAGGUAGAGAUCUCUACAUAAUCAUUUCACUGUAAAUAUGUUGAUGUCAGCAACCAUCACUGUUGCAGUGUUGCAUCACCACAUAUAGUUGUAUCUGCACACACCCUGUAAGACAUGUAGGCCAGUUCUUUAGUUCAAGUAAUGCAUAGAUGAUAACAUUUGAAUUUUGCCUUAUCAAGUACUUGGAUAGAAGAUACAAAGGGUAUCAAGUGAC
Messenger RNA from Penaeus indicus, 4385 nucleotides. RefSeq names its product major facilitator superfamily domain-containing protein 6-like (gene jef). Gene Ontology annotation, cellular component: membrane. The record is from RefSeq and is a predicted model, not a curated record. The transcript is spliced from 12 exons. Bases 351 to 2663 code for a protein of 770 amino acids. NCBI's taxonomy places the organism in Eukaryota, Metazoa, Arthropoda, Malacostraca, Decapoda, Penaeidae.